Leishmania braziliensis MHOM/BR/75/M2904 is the source of this 2133-nucleotide messenger RNA. RefSeq lists its product as hypothetical. The record is from RefSeq and is a predicted model, not a curated record. The coding region runs from base 1 to 2133 and encodes 710 amino acids. The transcript has a single exon. Gene Ontology annotation, molecular function: protein binding. Lineage: Eukaryota; Euglenozoa; Kinetoplastea; Trypanosomatida; Trypanosomatidae.
AUGUACAAUGAACAGAACGUGUGUCUCCUGCGUCUCCCGCCGGACUGCUGGGACAUGACCACAAAGUACCUGUCCUACAUGGACGUCGUUGCCCUAGGCCAAGCCUGCCGCUCCCUGUGGGCUGUGCUGCACAAGCUCGAAAGCGUAUGGCUCCGGCAACUCAGCUACUUCUACCACGACGUGCGCAGCCUUCGAGGCGGAAAGCUUCUCUGCACCGCCCCGCUCUUUCCCGAGCUGCCGUACAGUCACGGCAUGAAUCGCCAAGGAAGCAGGGGUACGCUGACAGGACUAGCAACGGGGCAAGAGUGGUCGCGCAAGGCGUCGCGGCAGUCGCACAUAUCGGCCUAUGAGAGGUUCUUUCAGGAGCGACGUGUGUACGUGCUGGACUCGCAUCGCGAAUGGCAUUUCCAGGAGCUGGCAGACGUGGCGGACAAGCCCACCGGCAUGUUCACUGUGGCGCUGCACGACGGUCAUGUCGAGGCUGUGGCAACGGCCGUCUCGCCACCGCCGCCGCUGCUGCCAUCACCCACCUCCACCUCAGCCUCUAUCACCACAUCACCGAUCUUCGAGAGUACCGUCGGUGGCAUGCAUGAGUGGCUUUCUCCAGCCCCCUUGCCACCGGCGUCUUUCGCAGCAUCACCCACGCCCACGCCGCCGCACCAUCGCACCACGUCCACGCAGAUAAAUGGGAUGUCGGCUGGCAGCAGUCCGGCGCUCGCGCCAGUCGCUGCACCGCCUACCCCGCCGCUGCUACCACGCGUCGGUGAGCCUAUCAUCAAUGACCACAACCCCCUCCUGCGCCUGCGCGUGUAUACGAUAGAACCAGUGAGGGCGGAGAGGAGCAGAGACAACGGCGCCGCAGAAGUGGCAGCCGAAGCAAGUAAAAGUGAUGACGAGAACCACCGCAGUGGCGCCUCGCCAGCCUCGAACAUAGCGGCCACUCUUGCCGGGAUGACGGAGGAGCAGGUGAUUGAGUAUGUGAUGCGGCUAUCACUCGAGGAAACGCAGCAAGCUGCUGCACAACCUUCGCCGGCGCCGCCAGCUGGCGAGACACCAUCCAACGUGAAUCCCGCGGCAGCGGAUAUGCCAGAAUCUGUCAAACAGCAGCAGCGGGAGCUGUAUCAGCAUCGCCACUACCGCGGCGCCAAUCCAGCGGCAUCUCUGCCGCUCAGCGAACUUCUCGCCGUCCUCGACGCGUUCACAAACAAUGCACACGAUCAGCUGCAGUACUACCGCGUGCGGGACUGCACAAAGGAGGAGGAUCCGGCGUUUCUACAACGUCUUUCCGAGACGCUUCGUAGCGCAAAGCAUCGGCGGCUGCACCUCGGUAAUCAUCACCGCGCCGUGCGCAACAAUGGGCAGACGACGCGCAACCGGGCGGGGCGGUCAGCCGGGGCAAGCUUGGCUGAUGGGUCGUCAGUCAGUCUCUCUGCCUCCACCGCCGCUGGCACCGCCACACCGCCGCAGCAGCCGCCUCCGAUGAACCGCAUGCUGCGCGGCUUUCACGGUGAUCUCUUGGAGAUCACCGAACGAGAAGCACAGCUGGUAGCUGGUACGCUGCUCGGCAUGCCUCGCGUGAUUAACGAGUUUGUGGCCUUCCGGUGCUACGACCCGGCGCUGCUGUACCGCAGGUUGCACCCUUCGAACACGGCUAUCGAUAGGACCGACACCCAAGGCACACCUCGAGAAGCGCUGAAAGCGACGCCACCUCUCAAGGAUAGGUUCGUGCUAUCGGACGCUAUGUCACCCAUCGACAGGCAGACCACAGAAGCCGGAAGCAGCGGAGUUACCCACCAGCUCACCGAGACACCCGCCGCUCAUGUGGUGGCGACAACGCGGACACCACCGCUGAAGCCGCUCCCGUUCUUUACGCGCUUCUUCCUCGCCCCGGAGUUGUGUCACGACGGUUACGUUGCCCUCUUUGUUGUGGAUGUAGUUCGUGCGCUUGUCAUAGUGGAGAAGGAGGUCGUCACUACCGACAAUCCAGACUGGGCCUCGCCCUUGAUUGCGCGGGGUGGCCGCGUGGUGGUGCACGGUCAGGGGUACAACGCACAGGUCUACAUACGCGAUGAGUACAACUAUGUGCCAUUAAACCCCACACGACGACAGCGAGGCUCGGACUCCAGCGGAUGA